GGGCAGGCUCGGCGAGGCCAUGUGAUGCUGGGCGAGAAAGCCGCCGCCGCCACCGGAGCCUCCUUCUUUCCUCCCUCUGAUUCUGGGCUGUCAUGGCGACCCCCAACAACCUGACCCCCACCAACUGCAGCUGGUGGCCCAUCUCGGCGCUGGAGAGCGAUGCGGCCAAGCCCGCGGAGGCCCCCGACGCACCCGAGGCGGCCAGCCCCGCCCAUUGGCCCAAGGAGAGCCUGGUUCUGUACCACUGGACCCAGUCCUUCAGCUCGCAGAAGGUGCGGCUGGUGAUCGCCGAGAAGGGCCUGGCCUGCGAGGAGCGGGACGUGAGCCUGCCCCAGAGCGAGCACAAGGAGCCAUGGUUCAUGCGGCUCAACCUGGGCGAGGAGGUGCCCGUCAUCAUCCACCGCGACAACAUCAUCAGUGACUACGACCAGAUCAUCGACUACGUGGAGCGCACCUUCACAGGAGAGCAUGUGGUGGCCCUGAUGCCCGAGGCAGGCAGCCCGCAGCACGCACGGGUGCUGCAGUACCGCGAGCUGCUGGACGCGCUGCCCAUGGACGCCUACACACACGGCUGCAUCCUGCACCCCGAGCUCACCACCGACUCCAUGAUCCCCAAGUACGCCACGGCUGAGAUCCGCAGACAUUUAGCCAACGCCACCACAGACCUCAUGAAAUUGGACCAUGAAGAGGAACCCCAGCUCUCCGAGCCCUACCUUUCCAAACAGAAGAAGCUCAUGGCCAAGAUCUUGGAGCACGAUGACGUGAGCUACUUGAAGAAGAUCCUAGGGGAGCUGGCCAUGGUGCUGGACCAGAUCGAGGCAGAGCUGGAGAAGAGGAAGCUCGAGAAUGAGGGGCAGAAGUGCGAGCUGUGGCUCUGCGGCUGUGCCUUCACCCUCGCCGACGUCCUCCUGGGAGCCACCCUGCACCGCCUCAAGUUCCUGGGACUGUCCAAGAAAUACUGGGAGGACGGCAGCCGGCCCAACCUGCAGUCCUUCUUUGAGAGGGUCCAGAGACGCUUUGCCUUCCGAAAAGUCCUCGGCGACAUCCACACCACCCUGCUGUCGGCCGUCAUCCCCAACGCGUUCCGGCUGGUCAAGCGGAAACCACCGUCUUUCUUCGGGGCGUCCUUCCUCAUGGGCUCCCUGGGUGGGAUGGGCUACUUUGCCUACUGGUACCUCAAGAAAAAAUACAUCUAGAGCCGGGCCCAGGGCUUGGCUGACUGUCGGUGUCUCUGUGCUGUGUGAUUCCCAAGAGCUCUCGGUAACUCGCCGUGUUGUGAACACCUGGACAGCCCCCCACCCCUCGUGCCGAGCCAUCCUGUCGUCAGUGUGAAACAUUCCAUAGUGUAGAAGUAGACGUUGUCAAUGCCGUGAGGCCACGGCCCGACUGAAGGACAGAAAGAGAAGGUGAGAGAGAGAGGACGAGCGAAACACGAAUGCCUUUUCUUUUGAUUCAAGGUCUCCAGAUGGAACUGUGGGGACUGGUUAGGAUCUGAGGUGAGUCCCAGGCAGCUUCAUCCACCAGGGCCCAGAUUCUGGAGGUGCUGGGGGCUCAGGGGCCUGACCCCCUGCCUCCCCUUCCCUCUUGCCCAGGGAACUCUUCCACAGGACAAAGCCAACAUCAAGACUCGACUCUUCUCACUGGUACCUCCAGAUGGGACUGGAGAACCAGACCCCGAAGACUAGAAGGGGCUUCAUUCUUCUCCUGGACAUGAACUGAGACAGCACUGGCUUGAGCCAUGGCAGUGGCACCCUGAACCAGGCCAUGGUUGGGACUGACACCACGAGCACCGUCACUCCCCUCCCGAUUUGGCCAGUAUGUUUGGUUCGGCAUUUUCACAGAAAUCCCUGGAGGCAGCCUCCAUCACCCUUUUUCCCCCUUGAGUUGAGUCUGCCCACCCUGUGGGGUGGAGCUUUCAGUACGAGCCAUGUGACUUUCUCUCCGAAGGUCAGACUGUCCACGUGCAGGGGUGGGCCGGAGGUGGACGAGCCUCGGGUUCCUCUCCCAACCUCUGCCCAUAAUGCCCACUGCCCAUCGCUCCUGGGCUCUCCCAUGCUGCACUGUACCACGCAGGGGCGUGGGGGCUCCUCAUCCACGCUGCCCACCUGGUCGGGUCUCACUUUCCUGUGCCUUUUGCAUGUUGGGAAAGGGUCUGGGUGUCACUGCCGCUCACGCUGAGGAACCACUGAAAGCCCCCAAUAAAGCACCCGGGAGGAGUAGUCGCUCUUUAUUUCUACACUUGUGUUGUCCGCCCAGCUCUCAUCUCAGAAAGCUGGGGUUAGAGGGGAAGAGAUGCAAGGGUCCCGACUUAGUUUUUUGCAAGAGCUAGGAAGAGUGGACGCUAGGUCUCAAGUUGUUGGGUCUGGGCUGGCUUCAGGGCACUUUCCAAGGCUUUGCCCUGACAUACUCAACCCCACUUGGGCACAGUUCUUU
Molecule: messenger RNA, 2433 nt
Organism: Tupaia belangeri chinensis (Chinese tree shrew)
Lineage: Eukaryota; Metazoa; Chordata; Mammalia; Scandentia; Tupaiidae
Gene: GDAP1L1
Product: ganglioside induced differentiation associated protein 1 like 1
Exons: 6
Coding region: 93-1196 (367 amino acids)
Source: RefSeq, a predicted model, not a curated record